This is a messenger RNA of Schistosoma mattheei, 1057 nucleotides long. NCBI's taxonomy places the organism in Eukaryota, Metazoa, Platyhelminthes, Trematoda, Strigeidida, Schistosomatidae. The record is from the annotation of a GenBank genome assembly.
AUGUUACAAAGUUUAAGGUCACCUGGAAUACCGAGCACUGAUAUAAAGCAAGGUUCUGUUAAUUCUGUGUUUAAUCUCACACCAAUCCCCUCAUUUUUAUCCGAUGAAAGUAAUGGUGAUCUUGAUCAGAGAAAUAAUUAUUUUCAGCAGUUGUCAAAUUCUAAGUCAGAUACAAUUGAUAUGACUUCAUUUACUGCAGUAACCAGCUGUUUAAAUCCUUUUUCUGCUGAACCAUUAUCAUUAGUCACUAAUUCAAACUGUCUCAAAAAAUCUAGACGUCAUGGUGCAGGGAAUAAAAAGUCACGUAUGAAUACUUUGAAUACUAAUUCUGGAUUACCAGUUGUUUGCGAUAGUAGUACAGACAUAAUACCAACCCAAGGUAUGUUCAAUGAUCCAAGUAAAAACAGUGUAAAGCGACCACGUAACUUAACGGGACGUGGAAACUCAGAUUUGUCUGCUAAAAAUCCUUCUAGUGUUUAUAAUAGUGAGAAUUAUCCAACUGCAAAUCAACAGGCAUAUCGUGGAGAUUCUAAUAAGUGUUUUAGCGGUAAAGUUGAAUCUUUGGUUAUUGAUGAUGCAGAUGAUACUAGUGAUCAUUCAGAAUCACUUAGCACAGGAACUGGUCAUGCUCAUCAUUUGAAAUUGGAGAGAAAGCGUGCUCGUAAUCGUGUUGCUGCACGUCGUUGUCGUGAACGUAAAAUAUCACUUAUCAGAUCGUUAGAAAAUCAAGUAGCUGAACGUGAUGCUCAAGUAAGAAAUUUAGAGGAUACACUAGCUCGGUAUAGAGCUGAAGGUGAACAAUUAAGAUUACAUGUAGAAAUGCUAGCAAGUUCAUAUCCUAGUUUAAAAGCUGAGUUAUAUCGGUUUCCUUUUCUUUUCCAACCAUCAUCGUCGCAUGCACAACCACCACCGCCUCAACAACAACAGCAACAACAAACUUCUAAUCAAAAUACUCCAUUAAAAUCGGAACUUCCAGACACAUCAUCGUCAAAGCAUUUCACUUGAAAAGGUCGAAUAAUUACAACUAAAAAUACCAUCGAUAUAUUUUUAUAGUUUC